Messenger RNA from Ruditapes philippinarum (Manila clam), 1502 nucleotides. RefSeq names its product fibropellin-1-like. Gene Ontology annotation, molecular function: calcium ion binding. Gene Ontology annotation, biological process: establishment or maintenance of epithelial cell apical/basal polarity; heterophilic cell-cell adhesion. The record is from RefSeq and is a predicted model, not a curated record. Bases 181 to 1194 code for a protein of 337 amino acids. Gene Ontology annotation, cellular component: protein-containing complex; plasma membrane. Lineage: Eukaryota; Metazoa; Mollusca; Bivalvia; Venerida; Veneridae. The transcript is spliced from 9 exons.
CGUUUCAACGGUUGAACUCUUUCGUUUUGUUAUUAUUAUGACACAUAAUCUAAAAAUAUGCUUGACGCAGGGAAAAUUACACGAAAAGAGUUAUUUUAGUACAAAAGAUAUGUCAGUUAUUUUUUUUCUUUAAACUGUAUUUGUUUGCUAGGGCCUUGUUAAUUUAACAUUUUAAAAAUAAUGGAAGGUGUUUUUCAAACAAUGUUAAUGGUGAUUUUAUUGAAAGGUCUUUAUUUCUGUUCAGGAGACUGUGAAACAGGCUGGAGGGGUCUAAAUAGUUCCUGUUAUUAUCUUAAUAAAAACAAACUGAGUUGGACAGAUUCUAGGAAAUGGUGUUUCGAGAGGAGCAGUUAUCUGGUAGAGGUAGAAAGUGAUCUUGAAAACAAUUUCCUGCAAAAAAUUGCUUCUGAUGCAGGAUACGAUUGCCACAAUUAUCACAUAGGUUUAUAUAAACACGAUGCAGAUGAUACAUGGAAAUGGAACACCAGUGGAAACUCUGUAAAGUACAGAUCGUGGUAUAAAGAUCAACCAAGUGGCGACGGACGGUGUGUGCAAUACGCUGGGAACCUGUAUCAGUGGAACGAUGUCCCGUGUCGCAUAAAUCAUUGCUUCAUAUGUGAAAGAACUCAGGCUGACAGUUGUUCACCCAACCCAUGUUUAAAUCAAGGGACAUGUGUGCAAGAACUGUUGAACUAUACAUGUGAAUGUCCGCCAGGAAUUUCUGGUAAAAACUGCGAGAAAGUGACUAUGAAUACAAAUUACGCAAUAGUGAAUACAAUUUCAGUGGUUCUGGAUUGUAGCCUAAGCCCCUGUCGAAAUGGAGGCACCUGCAUUCAGGCAUUGGAUUCUGACGUUUGCGUGUGUAAACCGGGGUUCACUGGGGCCAACUGUGAAUAUGGCGAAUGUACCAUGGAUCUGUGCCACAAUGGAGGAACAUGCAUAUCAACAGUGGAUAACUACACGUGCGCAUGUGCGAAUGGAUAUACUGGAAACACAUGUGAGGGGAUAGAUCAUUGCUUAUCCGACCCAUGUAAGAAUAAUGGUAUUUGUUUAAGUGGUAACAGUGGGUUUGAAUGCGCAUGCGUAACCGGCUAUGAAGGCACACUGUGUACAAACAGUGCUUGUAUAGUGUGUUGCUUUCAAAGAGUGUUAUUGGCCCUUGUUAUAAAGACAGUGUUGCAAAAUUACAUAUAAUGAGAGUGUUGCAAAAUUACACGCGCUUAUUUAAUCAAUCAAGAAGCUUGGAAAUUUACUAAAUUAUUUACAAGAUGUACAUUAUAUUCCAACAUAUCAGUUUUGCAGGGUAUCAGUGACAUUUGUCCAUAUUUUUAUUCAUGUGAUUGAACAGUUUAACUUGCAUCAAAUGACAAAUAUAAUUGUUACAUAACUGUUACAUCAUUGCAAAUCUGUUGUAGAGAAACAGCAAAGAAUAUGAGCUGCAUUAACUUACAUAUUAUUAUUUCUUUUCAAAAGUGCUUCGUUUAAAAAUUUCGAUACAUACA